AUGGACAUUCCCAAGGUAAUAACUGAGCUAGAGAUGGAGAUGGAUGAAUCGCAAAACCAACGCGACGCCCGUGUCGAGCAGCUUUGGCGAAAGCUAGAUUACCAAGGCACCGGAGAGUUAGACUGGAAGGGGUUACAAAAAGGACUCAGGAGAAUCGAUCACCCUUUGAAAAAUGCCGAUGACAUGCUCAAGACUAUUAUUCGGGUUGUAGAUACAAAUGGUGAUGGCAAGAUUCAGUAUGAAGAAUUUCGAGUCUUUGUCGAGGCCGCUGAGCGCCAACUUUACGUUCUUUUUAAAUCUAUCGAUCGGGAUCAAAAUGGGAAGAUAGACAAGGAAGAGCUUCACCAUGCCGUGCAACGUGCUGGUCUAGCGGUGCCAAUGCGCCGCCUAGACGAAUUCUUUGAGAAUAUCGACCAUAAUCGUGACGGCUUCAUCACCUACGAAGAAUGGCGGAACUUUCUUCUUUUUAUGCCCAACACCGACUCAACCACAACACUGCGGGCAGUUUUCACAUUUUAUUCAGAUAUUCUCACUCUCAAUUCUGAAGGUGACUCAGUAGUCAGCGAGGAAACCCUUCAAGGCCUAGGUACGAAUCUUCUCUACACCCUCUUUGGUUCAAUCUUAAGGCUCGCCUCUCCUGAAAUACCACCGGAUGAAUCUUCCACUUCUCAAUCCUUAUCUUCACCUUCGUCCCAAGGUGAAGAACGACAGCAACAACAAAUACAACCAGAAAUCCCAACGGCACAUAUUAACCCGACAUCUAAUGACACAAUCAAUAUAACCGCUACUACAGCACCAUCCUACACUCAUACCGUCUCCGAGUCAGCUGCCAUGACUGCUACAACCACCGAUGUACUCCUUGGAGCCGAGCAAGCGGAUACUUCCACAGUCGAAGACAUUAAGAUUGAAUCUAGCUUGAGUAAAAAAAGCAAAAGAUCCGUGCUGAUUAAAUACAUCCCCGAUCCAGGCUACUUCAUUGCCGGCGCUGUGGCGGGAGGCAUAUCCCGUACUGCUACUGCCCCCCUCGACCGACUAAAAGUCUACCUCCUCGUAAACACAACCUCGAGCGCCAAUGUCGCUGUCGACGCAGCUAAAAAGGGCCAAGCUAUCCGUGCCCUAAAGCAUGCUGGUAGACCUCUCGUCACAGCGGUUGCUGAUAUCUACAAGGCUGGUGGUAUUCGGGGUUUCUUUGCUGGAAAUGGACUUAAUGUGGUUAAGAUUAUGCCUGAGACGGCAAUCCGAUUUGGAGCAUACGAGGCCGCCAAGAAAACACUUGCGAGCCUUGAGGGUCACAAUGAUACACACCAUAUCAACCCAUACUCAAAGUUCGUAGCCGGUGGCGUUGCGGGGAUGACUGCGCAAUUUUGCGUAUAUCCUCUUGAUACUUUAAAAUUUCGUUUGCAAUCGGAAUAUGUCUCUGGCGGUGCUCGAGGAAAUGCGCUUCUCUUCCAAACCGCCCGCAAGAUGUGGACGGAGGGUGGUGUUCGAGCCGCUUACCGAGGCGUAACUAUGGGUCUAGUCGGCAUGUUCCCAUACUCGGCUAUCGAUAUGGGCACAUUCGAGCUACUCAAGACUACCUAUAUCACAUACCGAGCGAAAGCAGCCGGAAUCCACGAGGAAGACGCGCAACCUACCACUUUUGCGACGGGUAUUAUGGGAGCGACAUCAGGUGCCUUUGGCGCUUCUGUUGUCUACCCUCUGAACGUGCUUCGUACGCGACUGCAGACGCAAGGUACCAGCAUGCAUCCAGCACACUAUACUGGUAUCUGGGACGUAGCGCACAAAACCAUCCGUAACGAAGGCUUCCGAGGCCUUUACAAGGGUCUAAUGCCGAAUCUUCUCAAGGUCGCCCCCGCGCUCAGUAUCACUUGGAUGGUAUACGAGAACGCGAAGCGAAUCUUACAUCUGAAUUAA
Messenger RNA from Hypoxylon trugodes, 1914 nucleotides. Its product is annotated as mitochondrial carrier. Gene Ontology annotation, biological process: transmembrane transport. NCBI's taxonomy places the organism in Eukaryota, Fungi, Ascomycota, Sordariomycetes, Xylariales, Hypoxylaceae. The record is from RefSeq and is a predicted model, not a curated record. The transcript has 7 exons. Gene Ontology annotation, molecular function: ATP transmembrane transporter activity; calcium ion binding. Bases 1 to 1914 code for a protein of 637 amino acids.